CGCGUCAUUAUUGUGUAUAAGUGGAUAUAGCUGUUGAUUGCGGUAUUUGUAUUAUUAGGUAUAUGUGUUAUUUUGGUACCUACUGGGUAGAAGAAAAGCGUGACAUUAUAUUUAUAUUUUAUAGCCAGGCGGCGCUGAACGGACGAUCACGGGCGACAGACAGGCUGUGUGUCUGAGCAUCAGCAGCGCAGCCGCCUCCACAAUGGACGACUACGAGAGCACGCUGCUGGUGAAACAGGAGGUGUUUGUGUACCAGAUCCCGCCGCGAACCUCGGCCAGGGGAUACAGGGCUGCCGACUGGAACUUGGGCACCCCAGACUGGACUGGCCGACUGAAGCUCACCUCCCGCGGCCGCACGUGCAACAUUCGCCUGGAGGACCGCAACAGUGGCGAACUGUUUGCCAACUGUCCGGUGGAGUCGUACCCGGGCGUGGCCAUUGAGGCCGUCACAGACUCGUCUCGCUACUUUGUGCUCCGUAUCAUGGAUGACAGUGGUCGGACUGCGUUCAUCGGCGUGGGUUUCGCUGACCGGUCCGACAGCUUCGACCUGAACGUGGCGCUCCAAGACCACUUUAAGUGGGUGCUCAAGGAGAACCAGAUCGAAAAGGAGAAGUCGGAGCCAACGCAGAAGCUCGACCUCGGCUUCAAGGAGGGACAGACCAUCAAGAUCAAUAUGAAAAUCACGCGAAAGAACCAGGAUGGCGGCGAUGACGAUGACGUGUCUCCCACGCACCGGGCCAAGCCGCGCGGCAGCGGCGGCGGCGGCCUGGGCCUGCUGCCGCCGCCGCCCGGUGCCGCCAUCGCGCCGCCGCCCCGGGCCGCCGCCGCCCCCGCCCCGGCGGCAGCGGCCGCGCCCGCCGCCAACGAGUGGGGCGACUUCACGUCGGGGAACAGUUCGGCACCGUCAGCUAGCUCGGGGUCUGGCUCGGCGGCACCCUCCAACUGGGUCCAGUUCUGAGUGUCCGGCGCACCACCUAAUCACACCCGCGCCCGCCCGGCGUGCCAGGGAAGACGGUGGUAAAACGUUACCUGUCAGUGGUUGAGAAGUGCUGGGCGACAUGAAAAGGCGACGUGGGAGUGUUAGAAGGGCGGCGAGGGCCGACGGAAGUGUUGGGGAGAGGUGGGUGACGGCAGAGAGUUUCAGAUGGAGACCGGUCGAUGUGAGAACUGGGGAGAGUGAUGGAGUGUUAGGAGGGAGGGAGAUGCGAGUUGAAGAGAAGGCGGCGUGGGCAGGCCAGCGUUGUUGGGCGUGACCACUGACCAUCUCACGUUGUCGGUGAUCGGCCUCUUUUGUUACCGAGAUGGCGCUGGCUCCGACCGUUCUCCGAUUAUUGGAGCGUUGUGCCGAGCCUGGUUAGAUGGUCUCUGCGCGACUCCCAGAGUGAAAUCUGCUCACAGGAGGAACCGGUGAAUUUCACGAGUGUCAACAUGACAUGACACUAUGUAAUAUGAGGUGGUAUUGGAAUAGAUACUUAGCCAAAGCACCGGUUGAAUGUCGUGUUCGUGCUGUGGCGUUAAAUAUUGGAGGGAGACUUAUUGGGUAGUUAAAAUUAGCUGUAUCUGAACCGUCUAUCAUUCUAUCGUCUAGUUAUUAGACCAUCUGCGGUACACAACGAACCGCAUCGUCUAUCGCUGAAAAUGAGUGGAGAUUGUUUUCGGUGGAUUUCAAUUUGCACCUUUUUACUUUGUGGUUUUGGAUGUGUGUCGUAGGUUAUCGGCUUCUUGUGGCUUGAUUGCGCUUGGCUUCAUUCUCGCGAGUUUGAUUAUCACUAUGGUUGUUACUCCAUGUAUGCUCGUCGCAAAAUCUGCUUUCUGCUUUAUGCAUCACUUAGUCCUUGGCACAUUUAUGUUCUUAUACUAUAUGUACUGCUUUAUUGCUUUCAUAUAAGUCACGACGUUCUUUUUUCUCGUCGUGACUUCUACUGCAGACCUGCGGCUCGUACUGACGUGGAGUUACGUAGACCGGUGUGUGCUAGGGUGGCACGUGCGCGACAUAUACUGAUGUACUGCAUACAUUCCUAUGGCGGUGUGGUGUCUGUUGUUGGUGGGGCCGGCACCGGCCCGGUCUGGGGGGGGGGGGGGGGGGGCGGCCGGCCCCAUAUUAGGACCACCGUGGCCUCUGUACCACGGCGCUGUAUGUGUGUAAUACAUACACUGCUGAGGCAGGCAACAGUUACA
Amphibalanus amphitrite is the source of this 2178-nucleotide messenger RNA. Its product is annotated as NECAP-like protein CG9132. Gene Ontology annotation, cellular component: membrane; clathrin vesicle coat. The record is from RefSeq and is a predicted model, not a curated record. Gene Ontology annotation, biological process: endocytosis. Lineage: Eukaryota; Metazoa; Arthropoda; Thecostraca; Balanomorpha; Balanidae. The coding region runs from base 203 to 958 and encodes 251 amino acids. The transcript has 6 exons.